Messenger RNA from Clonostachys byssicola, 981 nucleotides. Lineage: Eukaryota; Fungi; Ascomycota; Sordariomycetes; Hypocreales; Bionectriaceae. The record is from the annotation of a GenBank genome assembly.
AUGGGCAAGCAGUUUACUCUAGCCGAGGUGGCUGAGCACAAUACGAAGGGCGAUUUAUACAUUGUCUUGCGUGGUAAAGUCUACGACCUUACGCCAUUUGUUGACGACCAUCCUGGGAGCGCAGAAAUUUUGAUUGAUGCCGCAGGACAAGAUUGCACAGAGGCUUAUGAUGAUGCCGGACACUCUGAUGAAGCAAAUGAGAUUCUCCCGGAACUUGAAAUUGGCACAGUCAGCGUUAUGAAUCCGCUAGUCGAUGCAUCUUUGGUACCACAAGUCAUCACGAAUGGUGUCGAACAAGUCAAGGAGAUUACCAGUGGGGUCCUGAAGCCUGAUGUUUUCCAAGAGUUUGAGCUGCAUCAAAAGACGGAAAUUUCACACAAUGUCGCUAUAACUUGGAGAAUUGGGCUCAUGAAUUCGUCUGCCGUCAGUUACCGGUUCAAACUACCAACUGAGGGGUCUAUCUUGGGUUUGCCGAUUGGUCAGCACAUUUCUAUCGGAGCGAUGCUCACCCAGCCGGAUGGCACGGAGAAAGAGGUCAUUCGAUCCUACACUCCUAUAUCUGGAGACCAUCAACCUGGAUAUUUUGAUUUAUUAAUCAAGGUCUACCCUCAAGGUAACAUCACCCAGCAUCUGGCGGGGUUAAAGCUAGGGAACAGUAUUCGGGUUCGAGGGCCUAAAGGCGCCUUCACUUACACAAAGAACAUGGUCCGCCACUUUGGUAUGAUCGCCGGCGGCACAGGGCUCACACCUAUGCUACAAAUUAUCCGGGCUAUCGUACGUGGCCGAGCAGAGGGUGAUGAGACUGAGGUAGAUCUCAUCUUUGCCAACGUCAACGAACAUGACAUCCUGCUACGGGAGGAUUUGGAGCACAUUGCCAAGACUGACGAUGGAAUCCGCAUCCACCAUGUUUUAAAUAACCCUCCGGGGAAUUGGUCGGGUGGCGUGGGCUUUGUCAACUCGGACAUGAUCAGCGUGAGUUAA